Molecule: messenger RNA, 2927 nt
Organism: Drosophila subobscura
Lineage: Eukaryota; Metazoa; Arthropoda; Insecta; Diptera; Drosophilidae
Gene: GCS1
Product: mannosyl-oligosaccharide glucosidase
Exons: 2
Coding region: 133-2658 (841 amino acids)
Biological process (GO): protein N-linked glycosylation; oligosaccharide metabolic process
Cellular component (GO): endoplasmic reticulum membrane
Molecular function (GO): Glc3Man9GlcNAc2 oligosaccharide glucosidase activity
Source: RefSeq, a predicted model, not a curated record
GUCUGGCAGCCCUGCGCGCAACGAAAAAAUACAAUGCGCUGUCAAAAUAAUAUUAACUGCUGUGCAAAAAGAACCACGUAGAAUUUCAUAACUCGCAUCUACUACGAACUACGAUCAGAGCCAAUAACUAAAAUGGCCCGGAAUGCUGGCGCUGCCAGGUCGAGCUCAGCCAACUCGGGCCAAUCGGCAGUAUCAGCAGCGGCAGCGGCGGCAGUAGCAGCAGCAGCCGCCAACUCCAAGCAGAAGCGCAGCACCAGAUUCAAUUUGUCCUCAAAGGUGAUGAUGGACAAGUGGAAGACGUUAAUUGGAUGCAUUUGCCUGGGCAUCGCCUCGUACUUUGGCUACGUGGGCUACCUGGAGACGAGGGUGAACACGCCGUUCGACAACCAGAAAAUGGUUGUGCACACGGGUCUGGACGAUCCAGACCGAUACUGGGGCUCGUAUCGUCCGCUCACGUACUUCGGCAUGAAGACACGCGAUCCGCACUCCCUGGUCAUGGGCCUGAUGUGGUACACGCCCAGCAGUCUGGGCCAAGGUGGCCAGGGCAUUCGCCACUGGUGCGAGCAGGGCGACAAUCUGGACGGCUACGGGUGGACGCAUCACGAUGGCCGCAGCUUCGGCGUGCAGGAGAUCCAGGAUCUGCCCUUCGAGCUGAAGACCUCCUUUGUGAAGUACCCGGCCGGAAAGCAGUACGGCGGCGACUGGACCGCUCGCAUCUCGGUGCGCAACACCACGCGGGCCUGGGACAAGAGCAUCUCGCUGAUUUGGUACGUGGCGCUGGAUGAGCGCACCAAUGGGCACAUCAAGUACGUGUCGGACGAGAAGAGCCCCGAGCCGGGUGUCUACGGCGAGACGCAGGGCCUGGGCGAGUUCCAGGUGCGCUUCCAUGCGGUAAAAGGAAAAAUUCUACACAAAUCGUACCUGAGCACGGUGGCCCCAUCGCUGAGCAAGCUCAAGGACACGCUCUUCGCGCACUUCCGUGCGUUCUCGGACAAGCGCGGCAAUCGCUUCAUUGGCCUGCCCGGCGAGAUUGUCUCCCAGAACGGUCUGCCCUCCUCCAAUCCCGAGCCCAACUUCAUCGCCAUUCAAAUCACAGCCGAAGUGGACUUCACCCUCGACAUUACCUACCAGUCCACAUCGGGCUUCACGCUCAGCGAGUCGAUACCGAAGCCACCCACAGGGCGGGCCUACACAGAGUCGCUGCAGGCGAAGAUCUCCGACUUCGAGAAGCGUUUCGAGCAGAAGUUUCAGCUGAAGAGCCGCGGCUACUCGCCCGAGGAGGUGCGCUUUGCACGCAACGCUCUGAGCAACAUGCUCGGCGGCAUUGGCUACUUCUACGGCUCGAGUCGGGUGCAGUCGGUGCACACCAAGAACCCUGUGCCCUACUGGAAGGCGCCGCUAUACACGGCCGUGCCCUCGCGCAGCUUCUUUCCGCGCGGCUUCCUGUGGGACGAAGGCUUCCACGGACUGCUGAUCAGCUCGUGGGAUGUCGAAAUCGAGCUGGACAUUAUCUGCCAUUGGUUCGAUCUGCUCAAUGUCGAGGGCUGGAUACCACGUGAGCAGAUCCUCGGCACUGAGGCCCUGUCCAAGGUGCCCGAGGAGUUUGUCACCCAACGCAACAGCAAUGCCAAUCCGCCGACGUUCUUCCUCACGCUAAGGAAGCUGCUCACCAGCCACAGGCAGGAGCUCUCCGAGAAUGGUCGCCUGGCCACCCUCGAGCGGCUGUAUCCGCGUGUCCAGGCGUGGUUCAACUGGUACAACACCACACAGAAAGGCGACGUGAUGGGCUCGUAUUUGUGGCGCGGUCGCAAUGCCACCACGCACCGAGAGCUGAAUCCGAAGAGCCUGUCCUCUGGCCUGGACGAUUUUCCGCGCGCAUCGCAUCCUAGCGAUCGGGAGCGGCACUUGGAUCUGCGCUGCUGGGUGGCGCUGGCCGCCAGCGUCAUGGCCGAGCUGUCAACGCUGCUGGGCAAGGAUGAUGUCAAGUACUAUGAGACGGCCUCCUAUUUGACGGACAACGAGCAGCUGAAUCGGCUGCAUCUGGCGCCCUACAGCGAACAGUACGCCGACUGGGGCCUGCACACCGAUCAGGUCAUGCUGAAGCGACCGCCGGCCAUGGCGCCGCAGCGUGGCAGCCACCCGUCGCAGCAGCCGGAGAUGGUGCGCGUGGCCAUGGAGCAGCCAACGUACCAGUUUGUGGACAACACAUUUGGCUAUGUGAACCUGUUCCCGCUGCUGCUCGAGCAGCUCGAUCACGACUCGCCGUAUCUGACCAAAAUGCUGCAGGACCUGCGGGAUCCCCAGCAGCUGUGGACCAACUUCGGGCUGCGCUCGCUGUCCAAGCGCUCGCCGCUGUACAUGAAGCGAAACACGGAGCACGAUCCGCCGUACUGGCGCGGCCCCAUCUGGAUCAACAUCAACUUUCUGGCUGUGCGGGCGCUCCAGCACUACGGCAAGAUCGAGGGUCCCAAUGCGGCGCUGGCGCUUGAGAUCUACGCAGAGCUGCGUGAGAAUCUUGUGCGGAACAUAUUCAGGCAGUACCAGAAGAGCGGCUACCUCUGGGAGCAGUACGAUGACACCACGGGCGAGGGCAAGGGCUGCAGUCCGUUCACCGGCUGGACGGCCACCGUGGUGCUCCUCAUGGCGGAGCAGUACUAAAAUGCAGUUGCUGCGCGUUCCUCCACCCAACUGGGUGUCUCCCCCUGCCUGCCUGUUGUUCCAUGUUUAUGUAGCGCCACACAUCCUGUAUAAUCCUUGACAACCUUCGUGUGUGUGGUGUGUGUGUGUGCCACGUCAAUUCCUGUCUCUGGUUUGCUGUACAAAAACUAAAGAAAUCUGACAUGAAAUCUGAUAUGAAAGGUUGAUGAAGUAGGAGACAUUUUAGCGUUAAAUAGAUGAAUUUUAAAAUAAUAAACAAUUAUAAUAGA